UGGCCGUAGCGGUCGCACGUCACGCGAGUCGCGUACGCAUUGCACAAAAAUGGCGACCGAACAAGAAGUAAACAUGAAACUUGUCCGUGAAGUUAAAAAAUAUCCUUGCUUAUACGAUUACAAUGUACCAGACUACGGCAGAAAAGACGUAGUGGAAAAAGCUUGGUUAGAAAUUGGGAAACGAUUCAACAUACAGUCGAAUCCGUUUAUAAUGACAUCGAAAGGAAUUGACAAACACGUCAUAAUAAGCGGACGUCAUACAAAGCGUUUUGUGAAAAAAAAACAUUUUUAUGUAAAUGGAGCUGAUUGUAAAGAAAAGUGGACGAACAUUCGAAACGUGUUUGUGCGAAGCCUGAGGGCAGAAAAAAAUGGAUCAGGGGCAAACAAAAGAAAACCUUAUUACUUAAAAGAAGUGAUGCAAUUCACGGUGCCGUUUAUCAAAAUACAUCCCAAAUCUAAGAAACUGCCUAUAGUUAUAAAUGAAAUUGUUAAUAUCAAGGAUGGUGAAGACAGUACUUCAUUUGCUGAAGAAGCAUCUGAAUCACAAUAUAAGAUAACAGGCUCUCAUUCCAUAUAUACUGACCAUAAUCCAUUAGAGCCCACGCCAUCGCCGCAGUCAUCAGUAUCAUUGCCUACACCAUCCCCUCCACUUCGGCCAGAACCGACACCAUCCCCCACAGAACUAUCCACAAAGUGUAGGAAAAGAGGCAAAAACACCACCUCAGUAGACGAAGACAUUCUGGAACACGUCAAGAGCAAACGAGCGAGAAGAGAAUGUCAUAAUCUCGAACAACAGCCAAGAAAGAUGUUUCUGCUCAGCUUAUUGCCUGAUGUUGAGUGUAUGAAUGAGCGACAGAUGAGAAAGUUCAAAACACGUGUUACGCAACUUAUAGAGAACAUUCUAGAAGACCAGCCAUCGUUCUCGGAAAAUCUCCUAGCAUCUUUAUCUCGUGAUGAAGGACACGUAAAUACACAGAUUAUUAAAACAGACGUUGAAUAAAUUGUUGCAAUAACUAGAUUUUUUUUUUUACC
Molecule: messenger RNA, 1032 nt
Organism: Manduca sexta (tobacco hornworm)
Lineage: Eukaryota; Metazoa; Arthropoda; Insecta; Lepidoptera; Sphingidae
Exons: 2
Coding region: 50-1000 (316 amino acids)
Biological process (GO): regulation of transcription by RNA polymerase II
Cellular component (GO): transcription regulator complex; nucleus
Molecular function (GO): DNA binding
Source: RefSeq, a predicted model, not a curated record